Molecule: messenger RNA, 1676 nt
Organism: Vitis vinifera (wine grape)
Lineage: Eukaryota; Viridiplantae; Streptophyta; Magnoliopsida; Vitales; Vitaceae
Product: homeobox-leucine zipper protein ATHB-13
Exons: 3
Coding region: 598-1455 (285 amino acids)
Biological process (GO): positive regulation of DNA-templated transcription
Cellular component (GO): nucleus
Molecular function (GO): sequence-specific DNA binding; DNA-binding transcription factor activity, RNA polymerase II-specific
Source: RefSeq, a predicted model, not a curated record
CCACUUCUCAUAAAAUAUAAGCCCCAUUUUCUUUUCUUUUAGCAAAGGAAUCAAUCAAAUAUAAAUAUGAAAAGGGUCUGCUUCCUUCUAAAAUUUGUAUCCAAGGACAACUAUCUUUUAUUAACAACUUGUACCACUCUCUGUCUCUUAAGAGCAAGGGAAAAUAUCCAAACCCUGAAAAUAACUACAAAUUAAUGAAAGAGUUUUUACACAUGAAUUUAUUCUUUUUUUUAUUUAUGAUAAUGAUCAAUUGGUACUAAUUACUUUCCAAAGAAAAAGCUAUAGGCACAUCUACUCCCUCUCUUUAUAUAAAGGAAAAUAAACUCUUCCUAGGAGCUGAUAAGGUGUGUAAGUUAUCCGUUACACCAAAUUGCGCAUCUCCUUCUGAUAAACAAAAUUUUUACUUUUAUUUUGAUUUUUGUUUUUCUUUUAAUGCAACAGAGAAAUUAUGUGAUAUAUUGGGUCUCUCAAUUCAUUUUAUCAUACUAAAGUCUGUCCUCUUGGGAGAGUCUGCACCCCCCUUUCUGUGUCUCAAUAUGACAGUCAGAUCAUCAGCACUAAAGUUUUUAAGAUUGGUGGCACGAGCCUAGCUGGGUCAUGACUUGCAAUGGGAUGGCUUUCUUCCCAGCCAAUUUCAUGCUACAGACUCCCCGCGAAGAUGAUCAUCAGCCUCCUAACUCUCUCAAUCCAAUUCUACCCUCAUGCGCACCUCAAGAUUUCCAUGGUGUUGCAUCGCUUCUAGGAAAGAGAUCCAUGUCGUUUUCAGGUAUUGACGUGUGUGAAGAAACAAAUGGGGAGGAUGAUUUGUCUGAUGAUGGCUCACAGGCCGGAGAAAAGAAGAGGAGGCUGAACAUGGAGCAGGUGAAAACACUUGAGAAGAAUUUUGAGUUGGGUAACAAGCUUGAGCCCGAGAGGAAAAUGCAGCUGGCUAGAGCCCUUGGUCUGCAACCAAGACAGAUUGCUAUAUGGUUCCAAAACAGGAGGGCCAGGUGGAAGACCAAGCAAUUGGAGAAAGACUAUGAUCUCCUUAAGAGACAGUUCGAAGCAGUUAAAGCAGAAAAUGAUGCACUCCAAGCUCAGAACCAGAAACUUCAUGCUGAGAUGUUGGCGCUAAAAAGCAGAGAGCCAACUGAGUCCAUCAACCUCAAUAUUAAAGAAACUGAGGGUUCUUGCAGUAACAGAAGUGAGAACAGUUCUGAUAUCAAGCUAGACAUCUCAAGGACACCAGCAAUUGACAGCCCUCUAUCCACCCAUCCAACCAGCAGACCCCUAUUUCCAUCAUCUAUUAGGCCUGCGGGUGUGGUCCAACUCUUCCAAAAUUCAUCAUCCAGACCAGACCUUCAAUGCCAGAAGAUGGAUCAACCAGUCAAAGAAGAAAGCUUUUGCAACAUGUUCUGUGGCAUGGACGAUCAAUCUGGAUUUUGGCCAUGGCUGGAACAACAGCAUUUCAAUUGAAUCCAACCCCAACUACGCAAUAGAGGAAUAUAACAUUCGCAGUUUGGCAAUGUUUCAGUGAUCAGAUGAUUAAGUGGAAAUUUACCAUAUCUUAAUUAUGAGUUUAAAUUCAUGUUUUGGUGUAUUGAAAUUGGUGUAUAAAGUAGAGUAUAUCAAGUUGAAUUUCUGGUGGGCUUCAGAUCUUUAUUGAGCAAUAAAGGGGUAUGUGUUUUUGAGUAAUA